AUGCAGGUGCAAUCCGUCAAUGGAAAUUCACGCUUCAGUAUCAAAGUUAUCGCCAUUCCGAAAAUUGGCGAGGACAUUGCGUACGUUUAUGUUGAACAUCUAAAAGGGGUUGUGGGAAACGAAUUCGCCGCACUAAAUAGAGCUUCAGGACCCGUUGAUAUUCUGAUCGGCAUUGACCAUGCGAAGUUUCAUGGCGGGACCACGCACGUAAAUGAGCGGUUCGCUAUUCGGAAUUCUAUUCUUGGUCCUGUUGUGUUUGGCGCCGCAUCCCUCAAUUCUGAAAUGACAUAUAGCGAAUAUCAUGUCUCUCUGUUGGAACCGGUUGACAUUACCGCUUUCUGGGCUACUGAACAAAUGGGAGUGGCAGUAAAUCCUUGCUGUAUCAAACAGACGUACCUGGAAAAGAAGCUGAAUCUAGUGGAGAGAGAGGAGGCACAGAUGAUCAGGGACAGUGCGAAAAAGGAAGGAAACAGAUGGGUAAUACCACUACCGUGGCUGCGUGAUCCUGCUGAGCUGCCAGAUAAUUACUAUCAAGUGAAGGCAAAACUGAUCAGCACGGAGAAACGGUUAGACAAAAAUGCGGACUACGCAAAGAUGUACGACGACCAGAUAAAUGAUCUUGUGGCACAGGGUUCAGCCAGGAAAUUAUACCAGGAUGAGAUAGAAAGCCACAAGGGUCCCGUGCAUUAUAUAAGCCACCAUGCUGUGUAUCGUCCAGAGAAGAAAUCAACUCCAUGCCGCCUGGUCUUCAAUUCUGCCGCCAGCUUCCAGGGACACAUCUUGAACAGAUAUCUACGGAAAGGCCCUGAUCUACUGAAUAACCUGGUUGGAGUUUUGACAAGAUUCCGCGAAAACCCAGUGGCCAUUAUGGGAGAUGUUUCCAACAUGUAUCACCAGAUAUUAGUGGAUCCAAUCCGAGAUGCACGCACACAUCGAUUUCUGUGGAGAAACUAUGAAAAUCGGCCCCCCGAUAUAUACGUGAAACAAGUGCUGACGUUCGGAGAUAUAUCUUCGCCAGCGAUUGCGAAUACUGCGAUGGACCUAACGGCGGAGGAAUUCGAAGAUCUACUACCUGAGGCGGUCACAACCAUCAAGAAUUGCCGGUAA
Lineus longissimus is the source of this 1107-nucleotide messenger RNA. RefSeq lists its product as uncharacterized. The coding region runs from base 1 to 1107 and encodes 368 amino acids. NCBI's taxonomy places the organism in Eukaryota, Metazoa, Nemertea, Pilidiophora, Heteronemertea, Lineidae. The transcript has a single exon. The record is from RefSeq and is a predicted model, not a curated record.